AUGUCAACUGGUGUCGAGCCUAUUGCUAGUCCCUUGAAAUCUUUAAGAUCUGUCACCUCGAAACAUGCUGGUACAGUCAACUACAUCAAUGCUAAAGAAGCUCAUAAUGCUGAAGAGUUACUAGCAGAAAUCGGUUAUAAGCAAGAAUUAAACAGAACCUUCAGUCCGAUCCAGGUCUUUGGUAUUGCCUUCUCAAUCAUGGGUUUACUUCCAAGUAUUGCCACCGUACUAAGUAUUGGAUUGGUUGGUGGUCCAGCAGCUUUAGUUUGGAGUUGGUUUGUUGGAGGGUUUUUCAUUCUAGGGAUUGGAAUUGGUAUGGCUGAACUCUCAUCAUCUAUCCCAACCUCAGGUGGGUUGUACUACUGGACAUAUUAUUAUUCUCCACCAUCACUUAAAGCAGUUCUUUCCUUUGUGAUUGGUACAUCAAAUUCUUUGGCCCUUGCUGGUGGUGUUUGCUCAAUUACGUACGGUAUGGCUGAACAAGUACUUGCUGCGGCAUCCCUUGGCUCUAAUGGUAGCUUCGAAAUUACAAAUGGGAAAGUUUAUGGUGUUUACGCUGCUUGUAUUUUUGCUGAAUUAUUGGUUACUUGCUUUGCUUCUUCAGCUGUUGCCAAAUUACAAACUGCUUCAAUUGUUGCAAAUUGUGGAUUAAUCGUUUUGUUUUUCAUUGCUUUGCCAAUUGGUACAGUUAGGAAUGCUCAUUUCAAUGACGGCUCAUUUAUCUUUGGAAAAUAUCAAAAUUCAAGUGAUUGGAGUGAUGGAUGGGCUUUUUUCUUAUCAAUGCUUGCCAGUUCAUGGACCAUUGGUGCUUUUGAUAGUUGUUUACACAUGAGUGAAGAAGCAAAGAACCCAACUAGAUCAGUCCCAUUUGGUAUCAUAUCAUCGAUCACUGUUUGUUGGAUAUUAGGUUUUUUGAUCUUGAUUGUUAUCAAUGCUUGUAUUACCACAGAUAUACAAAGCAUAAUUUCCACAGAGCUUGGGCAACCUUUAGCUCAGGUAUUUUAUGAUUCUUUGGGUAAAAAAUGGGCAAUUGCCUUCAUUUCUUUAACAGCUGUCUGUCAGUUUUUAAUGGGUGCUAGUAUUCUAACUGCUAUUUCAAGACAAGCUUGGGCAUUUGCUAGAGAUGAUGGGUUACCAUUCUCUUCUGUGAUUAAAGUUGUUGACAAAAAACUAAAAGUCCCGCUAAGAGCUGUUGCUUUCAGUGCCACUAUUGCGUUAUUAUUGGGUCUUUUGAUUUUGGCUGGUGCAACCGCUGCAAAUGCCUUGUUUUCAAUUGCCAUCAUUGGGAACUAUGUUAGUUGGGCAACUCCUCAAAUUUUGCGUUUCACAAGUGGUAAAGAUUUAUUCAAGCCUGGUUAUUUCUACACUGGUAAGAUAUUGUCUCCAAUAAUUAAUAUCAUCUCUGUUUUGUUCCAGUUCUUCGUUAUUGUUUUGGCUUGUUUCCCAAGCGAGAAGAAGCUAAAUGGUCCCGACACCAUGAACUAUGCUGUUGUUAUUAAUUGUGGUAUAUGGAUUCUCUCUCUAGGGUAUUACUUUGCGUUUAAGAGAAAUAUUUACACUGGUCCAAAGUCAAACUUGAGUGAUGAGGAGUAUAUUGAAGCGGUUGCUCAACAAGAUUUGAUUGAUAAUGUUGUACUCCAAGAGAAGAGCUCAAAUUAG
Messenger RNA from Hansenula anomala, 1659 nucleotides. RefSeq names its product Uga4p (gene UGA4). Lineage: Eukaryota; Fungi; Ascomycota; Saccharomycetes; Phaffomycetales; Wickerhamomycetaceae. The record is from RefSeq and is a predicted model, not a curated record. Gene Ontology annotation, cellular component: membrane. Gene Ontology annotation, molecular function: transmembrane transporter activity. The transcript has a single exon. Bases 1 to 1659 code for a protein of 552 amino acids. Gene Ontology annotation, biological process: amino acid transport; transmembrane transport.